Messenger RNA from Pteronotus mesoamericanus, 1385 nucleotides. Its product is annotated as chloride intracellular channel protein 4-like. The record is from RefSeq and is a predicted model, not a curated record. The transcript has a single exon. Lineage: Eukaryota; Metazoa; Chordata; Mammalia; Chiroptera; Mormoopidae.
ACAAUGAGAUACCACUGCACACCAGUCAGAAUGGCCAUCAUAAAGAAAUCAACAGACUCCAGAGCACCCCGGAGCAGAAGCAGCAGCCGCUACCAGUGUCCGUGGAGCCCACCGAGCUGGCCAUGGCGUUGUCGAUGCCGCUGAACGGGCUGAAGGAGGAAGACAAAGAUCCCAUCAUUGAGCUCUUCAUCAAGGCUGGCAGUGAUGGUGAAAGCAUAGGAAACUGCCCCUUUUCCCAGAGGCUCUUCAUGAUUCUUUGGCUCAAAGGGGUUGUAUUUAGUGUCACAACCGUUGACUUGAAAAGGAAGCCUGUAGACCUGCAGAACUUGGCUCCUGGGACCCACCCACCAUUCAUAACUUUCAACAAUGAGGUCAAAACGGAUGUAAAUAAGAUUGAAGAAUUUCUUGAAGAAGCUCUAUGCCCUCCCAAGUACUUAAAGCUUUCACCAAAACACCCGGAAUCGAAUACUGCUGGAAUGGAAAUCUUUGCCAAAUUCUCUGCAUAUAUUAAGAAUUCAAGGCCAGAGGCUAAUGAAGCAUUGGAGAGAGGGCUCUUGAAAACACUGUAGAAACUGGAUGACUAUCUGAAUUCUCCCCUUCCUGAUGAAAUUGAUGAGAAUAGUAUGGAGGAGAUUAAGUUUUCCACACGUAAAUUUCUGGAUGGCAAUGAAAUGACAUUGGCUGAUUGCAACCUGAUGCCCAAACUGCACAUCGUCAAGGUGGUGACCAAAAAAUAUUGCAACUUUGAUAUUCCAAAACGGAUGACCGGCAUCUGGAGAUACUUAACUAAUGCUUAUAGUAGGGAUGAGUUCACUAAUACCUGUCCCAGUGAUAAGGAGGUUGAAAUAGCAUAUAGUGACGUAGCCAAAAGACUUACCAAGUAAAAGAGCACUUAGAGAGAGAUGUCUUCACAUCUUUUCCUGAUUACGAAUAUGCUUUUUCUAACAGGCUGAUUCUUGUCCUAUAAAGUAGACAUUUUAUUUUGCAUGACAGAGGCAGUUACUCAAGGUUAGGAUAAAGGAUAGAUAAGGUGUAGUAGCUCUCUUUAAACAUGCACUCCUAAGCAGUAUUAUUUUAAAUUUUUUUACCCUGCCUACCUCCCCUACCCCAUAUCCUCCACUCUUCUAAUUCAGAGACACUUCUCAAACUUUCUCCUUUAGAGGCAGUUUGCCAUCUCUCUAGCGCCCUCACCGUCGCAUCCAUUCACUGUAUAUAGGUGGCAGGGCAGCUGAGGUGCAGGGUUCAACUGUUGACAUAGUAACCACGACCUCAUCGGUCAGCCCCAAACUGGUGCAUAAUGCGUGGUACAAGGAAUAUUUAUGUAUUUUUGGAGUUUUAUAGUAUUUAGUAAGAGUAUAUGAAAGGAUUGCUACUGUAUCAAAAUA